AUGCUGGGCCACAGGAGGAAAGCCGCCUCGCAGGGGAAGGAUGGAGCCGGGACGUCCGAGUCGAAGGCCAUCGACCCGCUGAGGAACCUGGGAGUGCAGGAUGAUGAAGAUGUGAAGCAGAUGCUGCAGGGCUCAAGUAUGGUGAAGGUACGCUCACCUCGCUGGCAGAAGCGACGAACUCUAAAGCUGCUGGAAGAUGGUGUCACUGUCUGGUGUCAGUCGCACAAAACAUCCAGUCGGGCCAAGGAGCAACAGUCCUUCUCCAUCAUGGAGGUGGAGUGCGUUCGAGAGGGUUGCCAGUCAGAGAUGUUGCGGCAGAUGGUUGGCUCAGUACCUGAGGGCCGGUGUUUAACAGUGGUCUUCAAAGGGCCCCGCAAGAGCCUGGAUCUCCUCUGCCAGAGCCAGGAGGAAGCUCAGCACUGGGCUCGCGGCAUCCGAACCCUGCAGGAGAGGGUGCAGAACAUGACACAGAAGGAGAAACUUGACCAUUGGAUUCAUGCUUACCUGAGUCGGGCCGACCAGAACCACGAUGACAAAAUGAGCUACGAUGAGGUGCAGAAGCUGCUGCAGAUGAUCAAUAUUGACUUGAGUGACCAAUAUGCCCGCAGUCUCUUCCAGAAAUGUGAUCGGUCAGCUGAUGGUCGUCUGGACCAUGGAGAGAUUGAAGUUUUCUGCAGAGAACUGUUACGGAGACCAGAACUAGAUGCUGUAUUUAUCCGCUACUCUGCAAAUGGCUGUGUACUUUCCACUGUGGACCUGAGGGAUUUCUUAAAGGACCAGGGGGAGGAUUCUUCAUUCAUCCAUGCUCAAAGUCUCAUCCUCACCUAUGAACUGAACGAGUGGGCCCAGAAGAACCAUUUCAUGACCCCCAAUGGUUUCACCAUGUACAUGCUUUCGAAGGAGAACUGUGUGUUAAACCCGGAGCAUGCUAGAGUUUACCAAGACAUGAAACAUCCACUGGCACACUACUUCAUCUCCUCAUCCCACAACACCUACCUCACUAAGGACCAGCUGACUGGGGAUAGCAGCACAGAGCCAUACAUACGAGCUCUGAAUCAUGGCUGUCGUUGUGUGGAGCUGGACUGUUGGGAUGGAGAUAAAGGAGAACCAGUCAUCUAUCACGGACAUACACUCACCUCCAAAGUGCUCUUUGUAGAAGUCAUUGAGACUAUCAAUGAAUAUGCUUUUAAAGCGUCUCCCUACCCUCUGAUCCUGUCUCUGGAGAACCACUGCUCUGUGGAGCAGCAGACAGUAAUGGCUCGACACCUGAAAUCCAUCCUGGGGGACAAGUUGCUCACCAAGCCCCUCAGUGGUCUGGAUUCCUGCUGCUUGCCUUCUCCAGAGGAUCUUAAGGGUAAAAUCCUGGUGAAGGGAAAGAAGGAGAGGGUGGGAAAGGAGUGCUCAUCCAGCUCUUCAGACCUCAGCUCCUCAGAUGAGGAGGCCAGCCGGGCCAAAAGCAAAGGUCAGAAGAAGGAAGACAAGAAGCCAGGUGUGUCUAAGCUGAGUCCAGAGCUGUCAGACCUGGUGGUGUACACUCGCAGUGUUCCCUUUAAAGGCUUUGAACAAGCUGCCAAAAGCUCAGCCACCGACAUGUCAUCUUUCUCUGAAAGUGAAGCACUCAGGCAUGUUAAAGACUCAGGGAUGUGUUUUGUACGUCACAACAGUCACCAGCUCAGCAGGAUCUACCCCUCAGGCCAGCGCCUCCAGUCCUCCAACUACAACCCUCAGGAGAUGUGGAAUGGAGGCUGUCAGAUUGUUGCUCUGAACUUCCAGACACCUGGGGAGCAGAUGGACCUGAACCAAGGUAGAUUCCUGCAGAAUGGACAGUGUGGAUAUGUCCUGAAGCCUCCCUUCAUGUACCAGCCUGCCACCACUUUCAACCCAGACAAUGUUGGAGGAGGUCCUGCCCACAGACCAGUCCUGCUCACUGUUCGGGUUAUUUCAGCCCAGCAGCUGCCUAAACCAGAGUGGGACAAGCCCAGCUCCAUUGUGGAUCCUCAAGUCUGGGUGGAAAUACAUGGCGUUCCGAUUGACAACGAUAAGAAGAAAACUCAUCAUGUUGACAACAAUGGCUUUAACCCGCGGUGGGACUGCACUUUUAACUUUACCGUUCAUGUCCCUGACUUGGCUCUGGUCCGCUUCAUGGUGGAGGAUCAUGACUAUACGUCAAGCAAUGAUUUCCUGGGCCAAUACACCCUGCCUUUCACCAGUCUCCGCACAGGUUAUCGUCAUGUCCGACUGCUCAAACUGGAUGGUUCAAGCCUUUCCCCUGCCUCCCUGUUUGUCCAUGUGAAGGUCACCCCCUGUCAGAGCAGUCCUUCCAAAUCAUCAGCUAAAUCACCAGCUACAUCACCAACCAAGUCCACAACAAAGAAGCCCUAA
Molecule: messenger RNA, 2382 nt
Organism: Stegastes partitus (bicolor damselfish)
Lineage: Eukaryota; Metazoa; Chordata; Actinopteri; Pomacentridae
Product: 1-phosphatidylinositol 4,5-bisphosphate phosphodiesterase delta-3-A-like
Exons: 16
Coding region: 1-2382 (793 amino acids)
Biological process (GO): intracellular signal transduction; lipid metabolic process
Cellular component (GO): plasma membrane
Molecular function (GO): calcium ion binding; phosphatidylinositol-4,5-bisphosphate phospholipase C activity
Source: RefSeq, a predicted model, not a curated record